UCAAGAUUGAGCCGGAGUAAUCCAAGCCCUCUCAGAGCAAAAAUGCCCAGGAAUAAGCAAAACAAAAGUAAAGUAAACAAACAAACUGUAAUUUACAGAGAUCUUAAAUUUUCCAAAUCUCAACAGACACAAAGAAUAUUCAAGAGAGAUGAGAGUACUGUCAUAUCAAAUGAAGAGCGGGUAAAUUACGUGGAACUGAAAUUUCACAAAACAUCUGACCCCCGCCACAGAAAAUGCCUUGUUAGAAAUCAAAGAAAAGAGCCCGGAUCGGUAAUAUGGCCAGUGAUAACUGGCAUCCUGGGGGUCCUGUGUUUGGUCUUGAUUACAGCCUUGGGUGUCUUGCUUGCAAACUUAUUUUCUAGUAGAGAAGAGCAAAACAGAGAAAUCUCACUUAUUCCUACUCCACCUUCUACAAAGGAUGACUGUUCCUGUAACCUUUCUUCAAACCACUGGAUUGGGUUUGGAAACAGUUACUAUCAUGUUUUCAAUAAGUCUACAACAUGGCCAGAAAGCCAGGCUGCCUGUGUGGAGCUGAAUGCCCAUCUUCUGAAGAUAGACAACAAGGAAGAGCAGGAAAUAUUAUCAGUGUUGGAAAUGGAAGGAUGGAUAGGUCUCAGAAUGAAUGAGACAAAUGGGUGCUGGUUCUGGGAAGAUGGCACUGAAGUGACCCAAAGCCAGUAAGUACAGUGUUUGGAGAACAACUUUUCUGAGUGGGUUUUUUAGGUGACACCUUUGUAGAGCAUGGAAAAAGUAAUCAAGAAAAAGAAAAGAAUCCAGGGUGUGUGAGGACCACUGUAUGGGAAACAUUGGGAAACAGUGGCCAGGUCCUUCUAGGCAAUCUCAUCA
Oryctolagus cuniculus (rabbit) is the source of this 846-nucleotide messenger RNA. The record is from RefSeq and is a predicted model, not a curated record. NCBI's taxonomy places the organism in Eukaryota, Metazoa, Chordata, Mammalia, Lagomorpha, Leporidae.